AUGACUAUCACACCAGGAACAUUCUCUGCACCGGCAGAGGUGCAAACCUUUGACGGGAUCCUUUCCGACUUCGAUGGGACGAUUGUGGACUCUACAGAAGCGAUUGUCAAGCACUGGCACCUAAUCGGCGCCGAGUUGGGCGUUGACCCCGAAGUAAUCCUGGCCACUUCGCAUGGCCGCAGAAGCAUCGACACCAUGGCAUUAUACGACAAGAGCAAGGCCAACUGGGAGUACGUCAAUUUCAUCGAGGGCCGCAUCCCGAAAGAAUUCGGUUCCGACGCCAAAGAGAUCCCCGGCGGUCGUGACAUGCUCGCCGCCCUCCAAUCCUCCGGCGCAAAAUGGGGCGUCGUGACCUCUGGAACCUUCGCUCUGGUGGACGGCUGGCUCGGUGUUCUCGGUCUUCCGCACCCAGAGAUGCUAGUCGUAGCCGAAGACGUGAAUCAAGGCAAGCCCGACCCAGCCUGUUACCUUCUUGGCCGUAAGAAGUUGGGCAUUGAGUCGUCGUCGAUUCUUGUGCUUGAGGAUGCGCCCUCUGGGAUCAAGGCAGGCAAGGCGGCUGGGUUCAAGGUGCUUGCGCUUGCGACGACACACAAGCUGGAGCAGUUGAAGGAGGCUGGUGCUGACUGGAUUGUUGAGGACUUGCGCAGUGUCUCGGUGAAGGGCGUCGUGGAUGGCCGGGUCCAGAUCGAAAUCCGGAAUGCCUUGCAAUAG
Penicillium maclennaniae is the source of this 711-nucleotide messenger RNA. Its product is annotated as HAD family hydrolase. The record is from RefSeq and is a predicted model, not a curated record. NCBI's taxonomy places the organism in Eukaryota, Fungi, Ascomycota, Eurotiomycetes, Eurotiales, Aspergillaceae. Gene Ontology annotation, molecular function: beta-phosphoglucomutase activity; sugar-phosphatase activity. The coding region runs from base 1 to 711 and encodes 236 amino acids. The transcript has 4 exons.